AGCCACUCUGCUCUCGUUUGAGGAGUAGAAUAGAAGUUGAAGCCCCAGAAGCGGGUCUAGCUCUCUACUUCUAAAGUUUGACGAAGAACAAGUCGCAAGAGUAAAAGUUUCGCAACAAGAAAUAAGAACGUGUACAAAUUGAAAAAAACUACCUCUUUCUCUUCCAUCUACGUCAACGUUUAACUAAACUUUGCGCACCCCGCAAUAGUACAAGACAAAAAAUGUUGGACGCGCGUGAAGAAGUGAUCAUCAGCGGCUUGCUGAAGGUCGCCGCCGAUGGGGAGGCUGAGUGCGAUUUCAUUCGCGCCCGCAUGUGCGAGGACCCUGAGUUCGAGCCCUACACGGCCUUCAAGGCUCUGUAUCAACUGCAAAUCAUGUUGUGCAUGUCAUUGAAUCUGGUGGAAGAAUGACGCAGACGAUAAUUGUUGGUUUAUUUGCUUUUUUAGGUAUGCCAACAGGUCGAGAGCAUGAUAAGUUCUUUGUAUAAUUGCCGAGCUAAUAUGAAGGGCUCCGUUAGAAGUACAGGAGAAAAGACUCGCCACGACCCUUCAGUAGUUCCAUGCAUCUUCACAGGAGAUCUUGGUGUCCUUCUAAAAUAAAUCUUGCGCCACACAGGAAGUGAACCAGACUCGACCAAGACAUGGUAUUUGCAAAAAUGCAUACGUUGCAGCUGAAGCCUAUGACCUCCGGCGUUCUGACCGCGAAGGACAUCACCGUGUGGCUGACCCGGCAGUACUACAAGACCUCGUUGCUGCGCGAUAUGCAUUGCAAAAGCAUCGCACUCCUCGUACUAAUCGCAGUCAUGCAACACAAACUUCCUGCUCAAGCUAAAGCAGCAUUACACACAGAUUCCAUUUUGCAUGCUGUAAUUUGUAUUGCAUUACGAGUGCGAUACUUUUGCAGUUCAUACGCGAGCGCGACCUGCAGAACCUGAUCGACCACUACUCCAUGGGCGAGGGGGUGCUGCGCUACGAAGGUUUUUUGAAACUCGUCCUGCCCCGGGAGGACAAGCGGGUCCGGUCCCUGGUCAUGUGCCGCCGCUCCAGCUCCAUGUUGGAGCGCGAGAUGGGGCGGGACGGAGGCUACCACUUCAUCCGGCUGUUGGAGCAGGAAUGUGCCCUCUACGAGGAGCUCACGCUGCGCCGCAAGCGCUUGUUAGAGUACUUCGAUUUCUUCGAAAAUACGUUUUAUUAUGUUUACCUAGGUGGAUGGCUUCACACAUUGCACUACGUCGAGACAGUCAUUUAGUAAGAUCAGAAAGAGCGUAUCUUUAUGUUGUUCUGGCCACAUUUGUUUGAGCAGAAAAGAAAAAGACAGCCACGUUGGCAAGGCAGGCCUUUAUAAUUUUUGGUUCGUCCACCAACACAAACAAGGGAUUCAAAUUUUCCUUUUGACUCCGCACCACAGGUACGAAUGGCGUGAGGACCGUGAACACAUUGCUCAGCGCGCUUUCACCUGGCUGCAGUCCAUGUCUUCCGCCCCGGGGGUGACGCAUGUGUCGGUGCUGGCCGUGUGCCGCCUGCUGUGCGACGUGAAAGAGCUGCUGUCCAUCAACCAGGUCGAGCAGCUGUUUCACCGCGUCAACCUCUCUGGUACCGACAUGCUAUGAACUGCAAAAGUAUCGUACUCGUAUAAAUGCAUUACAAAUUUCCCCAGCAUGCGAGAUAAAAUUUGUAAUGCGGAUUUGCCUUAAGAUGAAGAUUUGUAAUGCAUGAAUGCAAUACGAGUGCGAUACUUUUGCACAGGAUACAUUCUCUCCUUCGCCGAAUUUGACAAGUUUCUGCAGUCCAAGGAGGCCAACGCGUACCUCAACGAGCUCUACGUCCGCAACUUCUCCACCAUGUGCCCCGGCUGCGGCGCCAUGGUGCAGCGCGAGGGCGGUAUGCGAGGGGAGUAGAACAACUCGUCUCCCUAGGUGGUUCCGCCCGUCAUUAUUUUUGUAUGCGGAAAAUUUAAAUUUUUGAACACCAAUCUAAACGUAAUUCAAAUUCAGUCAGCAUGUUGCUCUGCUUUUGCAGCUCUACACUGCUUAUAGCUCCUUGCAAGAGAAACUGCUGACGAAGUAAGUGGUGUGGUUGGUGGUACAAUCUGGAGUGCGUGAUCGGAUAGCAGUAGAGUGGUACAGUCAGGAAAAACUACCUGUGAAGCUGAUUCUGCACGUCCGCCUUUCUACUUUCGAUUGGUUGCUGCUCUUCUGUGCCGUUCAAAUUUAAAAAAUGAUGGGACCACGACGGGGACGAGUUCAACAUCUUUUGCACUUUCAUACUUCGCGCGUGCAACAACGUCACCUGCUACUACUGCCGCACGACGUUCAAAUGCAAUACGAACGCGCAGGACGCGGACUUGCUGUCUCCCCGCGCGAUCAAGACCAUUUCUGUCCAGCAGAACCCGUACGCGAACGACGUGUCCGGCGGCUUUUGCGCGCGGUCCGGAGCUGGUUCUCCGCGUAACGUGGCGUCACUGUCGCCACGCACACCGCGGAAGACGAACAACAUGUCCAUGAUGUCGACGAAUGUGGGCAACGACACUUCCUUUAUGAGCAACACGUCUAGCCUGACGUCCCCGCGGGCGGCCGCGACCAACGUGGCGGGCGGAUAUUCUACGGUAAUAUGCGUCCUUCUUGCUUGUGUAGGACUAGAGAAAAUCAUCAUCUACUCUUGAGAUCAUUUUGAUUUAUUUAGGAGUGUAGUUGCGAUUCGGUUUUUCUCAUGUCAGAUGAGAUACGAUUUUUACGAAGUACUUUUUUAGCGCGCGGGUAGAAUGCAUUCCUACUGCUGUCUCGUCCCUUGACGAGAUUCAGAUUUUUGAUUUUGUAGGUCUUCUUUGCAAGACGGACAAGAAGCAUCAUUCGUACUAGCACGACUUGUAUUACAAAAGUAGCAAACGUUCCUAUUACUCAACAUUUUCAUUUGUAUUCGCAAAAUCCUAUAAUCCCAAAAAUUUCCCACAGGUGCUCGAAAACGAGAACAACAACAUGUUUACCACCUCCUACAUUGGUGAGGACAAGCCCAAGUCCAUGUCCACCUACAUGUCGCCGCCCGAGCCGCAAUCCGUGAUCUACGCGCAGACCCCGAAGGCGACCGACUCGUUCCAGACCGGCGAACUGAUGACCAAGCGGCGGCAGAAGAUCAACUUGAAGAAGGUGGUCGAGUGCAUGUGCAAAAUGAUGGACGUAGACCAUUUGAUCGAGUCCGAGAAGGAGCUAUCCACAGGAAAAUUGAUGAUUCAUCCCGCACAUGACGUAGAAAUAAUAUAAUUCCGGUUUCUGCAUUAUGAUGAAAACCGCCUUCAAGAAUUCUAUUCAGCAUGACAAGCAGCACUCAUUCUCUAAGCUGGCGAAUGAAAAAAAUUUUGAUAUGCAUUUUGUACUUCUACGCGUGGCUGCAGGAUGAACAACAAAUUUGUAUUGCAUAAGAACAGCUGUGGCAGGCGGGCGUGAACCUGGAAGCGGCUUUUAAGUUCCUGGACCGGUACCAGAAGGGCUACAUCGCCGACACGGACGUGUGGCAGGUGAUGCACGGGUCCGACCUGCCCUGCACCUUUUCCGGCGUGUGCCAGCUGUUUCGCGAUUUGAAGAAGGGGGACGCGGCCAAGCUCAAGCAGGGCCAGUUGAGUCUCGCGGAGCUCACGCACGUGCUGUUUCCGAAGCAGUCCGAGGAGGCUGCGCACGUGGAGCAACAGAUGAAGGACGCCGAGGCCCUCAACGUCUUGUACGUGGUGCGAUCCACCAUUUCCUGCCCGGGCUGCGGAACGAGGGUACUAAUAUCGUGAUUUGAAGAUUUUUCCCAUCUAGCAUUUAGCGAGACAGUAGUGCAUGUAAUAAAGUUCUUCUUGUACGGGGGAUCGAGUAUGUAGUGUUUUUGAAUAACACAAUUCUUUCCCAUCCACUCUACCAAAACAGGUUCAGCGCACCAUGGAGGGUUGCAGUUCCGUGACCUGCUCGGUGUGCCGCACGCUAUGCAUUGCAAAAAUGUUUGGGUCUGGAAGAAUACAAACUUGUGAUGCGCAUUUCAGAAGACAGAAACAUCUCUCAUGCACGGGUAGCAAAAACUGCCCACUUUCUGUCACCAAAAUGGGGGAUCUGUCAUGCGGAUUCAGCAUGGCGGAAGCUUCUCGAGACCUGUGAUGCUAGAGCUUCCAUGCCAGACCUCCUGCGUCAUGCAAAAACAGCAUGACUCUUCCACCAGACCCAGACACUUUUACAGUUGACACACGCCCUUCCGCUGCAACCUGAUCGGCGACGACCGUGACACGGAGUUCCGGUUGACCUUGACCCAGAAGCACAAAAUCAAGCAGUACUUGAAGUUCGCAAUCGACGCGGCCGAGGACACGGAGCGGUUCCGGAAAAUGCUCAUGAUGGACGUGGACGCGCUGUCUACCGUAUGAACUGCAAAAAUAUCGUUCUAGUAUGAAUCGCAUGACAAAUUUUCUCAGCAUGGGAAAUAAAAUUUGUGAUGCGGGUUUACCUUAAGAAGAGAAUUUGUAAUGCAUGACUGCGAUUAGGAUUACUACUAGUACGAUACUUUUGCACAGGAUAUACCGCGCUGCUGGACGCCUUCCUCCUGAUGUCGGACGACAAGGGAUACAUCUCCUUCCUGGACUUCCAAAAAGCCAUCCUGGAGCAGCGGAACGUGCGGACCAAGGAGAUCGAGUUGCUCUGGCAGCGGUUCGCCGGCAGCCAGUCCCGCCGACUCGGAUUUGUGGAUUUCGCUGCGCAGAUGCGGCCCUUUGGGACCCAAUAA
This is a messenger RNA of Amoebophrya sp. A120, 4742 nucleotides long. Lineage: Eukaryota; Dinophyceae; Syndiniales; Amoebophryaceae. The record is from the annotation of a GenBank genome assembly.